CGGAUCUCUCCCAAAGCUCAAGCCCACGUAGAAAAAACAGAGCUUCGUCCUCUGCGAUCUCGCGUCUUCUUCCUCUUCGUAGCCGGUUAAACCCUAACCGCCAUUGCCCCUUCAGAGCAGAAACCGCCAAGACAGAAGACGAAUUGAGACACCCUCUUUCGAUUGGGCGAUGAGUUCUGGGCGAUCACUGGGCUGAUAAUAAGUUUCCCGGAAUCAUCUGACCUGUCGGGCAGUUGACUUUUGAGCAAUUCUUGACUCGAACUCUAAAUUGAAAGAUUGUCGGUAGGAUUCUGAUGGAAUCGAAACCCGUUUGUGAUAAUGAUGCUGCUCCAAGGAAGAUGAGAUUUGCACCUAAAGCUCCUCCGGCUCGAAGGCAGAAACCUGCUGUUGUUAAAACGGAAGUGAGAGAUGAUAAUGACGAUGACACAAAGGCUAAGGAUUUGCUGCGGCACUUCAAUGAAGGUAUCAUGAAGGAGAAGCCCAAAAUUGAGAGAAAAGUGGCUCCAUCGCAAAUCGCAUUUGGUUAUGGAGGGACUUCGACUUCAUUGAAAUCAUAUCAUGCUCGGAAGGAUCAAAAAAAUGUUAACCCAUAUCAAGGUAUUUCCAAUGGUCCAGGCCCGAGAGAGGAGAAAGAAUACAGAGAACCUUGGGAUUAUUACAGUUACUAUCCUGUAACUCUUCCUUUAAGGAGACCAUAUUCAGGAAAUCCAGAACAUCUUGAUGAAGAGGAGUUUGGGGAUGCCUCCAGUAGUGCAACUUAUGACGAAACUAAACUAAACUCAGCCACAGAACUUGGCCUAAUGGACAGUCAGCAUGACGGAAGUUUGGAACCCAGUAUGUUCUUUAUUCAGUUACCUCCAACAAUCCCAAUGGCAAAGCGUUUGACAACUGCAGAAGGGAACGACACAACCGAAAGCUCAACAUCCUCUGAGGUUUUGGGUUCCUCAGAGAAGAGAUGCAGUUUAGACGAGUUGCCAGCAGGGUUGAUGGGUAAAAUGCUGGUGUAUAGAAGUGGUGCUGUCAAGCUCAAGCUCGGUGAUACUCUCUAUGAUGUAUCCUCGGGUUUGGAUUGUGUGUUUGCUCAGGAUGUUGUGGCCAUCAGCAAAACAGAGAAGCACUUCUGCGUUGUUGGGGAGCUCAAUAAGCGCGCCAUUCUUACUCCAGAUGUGGACUCAAUAUUAGAUAGCAUGAAUGAAUUAUGACCAUCUUUCCCUUCAUUCAGGUACAUUUUCGCAGCACAAUAACGCGUGAGCGGAUGAUUAAAUUUUGUGAACGUGAGGUUAUGGUGUUAAGGUGGGGCGUCGGAUUGACAAUUCCCACAAUAGUUCGGUUUUGAGAUAGAGAGAGUUCAAAAAUAAUUUUGUACUUCAGCUUCCUUUUCUCAUCAUGUAGACAAUCAAGUUUUGUUCUUUCCAAAUCGAAGGGAUAAUGUCACUCUAAUUGAAGAGAUUAUGACAUUCAGCUUGUAGCCGGAGUCACCUAUCCUGCUUGUGGUUUCUCAUGUUGGUACUAGAGGAACUUCAAUUGAUAAUAAUAGUUUUGACUUUU
Molecule: messenger RNA, 1548 nt
Organism: Rhodamnia argentea
Lineage: Eukaryota; Viridiplantae; Streptophyta; Magnoliopsida; Myrtales; Myrtaceae
Exons: 10
Coding region: 294-1202 (302 amino acids)
Biological process (GO): transcription by RNA polymerase III
Cellular component (GO): RNA polymerase III complex
Molecular function (GO): DNA binding
Source: RefSeq, a predicted model, not a curated record